Messenger RNA from Klebsormidium nitens, 1002 nucleotides. NCBI's taxonomy places the organism in Eukaryota, Viridiplantae, Streptophyta, Klebsormidiophyceae, Klebsormidiales, Klebsormidiaceae. The record is from the annotation of a GenBank genome assembly.
AUGAUCCGAGCCCUCUUAAACCGCAAGCUGCACCAGUCCGUGGUUCCCAUGCGCACUUUGGCAGGCUUGCUCCUAGCGCUAACCGGGGCAAUCUUCAACGGGACGACGGGCGUCUUUGGGAAGCUGGCCCCGGUAAGAGGGCCCGACGUCGACUUGUUCGUGUUCCACUUUUGGGCUUGCGUGGGGGUCGCGCUCACCGCCACUCUAGUUCUCCUCUUCGGCCCGGUGACGUGGACGCCCCUGGGGCUGCUCAGCGGCGGCCUGCUCGCGCUUUCGCUCGCGUGCUCCUUCACCGCCAAUAAGCUCAUCGGCGUGUCCCUCCGGGCUGGAAUCGCCAACGGCACGGCGGCUUUGGUCUCCUUCGUUUUCGGCCUUUUCUUGGACCCCAAUCGUCGGAAGCUCAGAAACCUGCCGGUGGCUCUGGCCGGGCUCUCCCUGCUUAUGGGCGCCAUCGUGGGCAUAGCGUAUGCGGGGGAGAGGUCUUGUCGAGUGGAGGAAGAACACGAAAGGGUGCUCACGGGAAAGAGAAGCGAGAGGGUAGCCGCAACCUGCACCGGAUACAUAGCCGGCCUGUUUCUGGCGGUGUUGGCCGGGACCUUGGGUGCGCUCACUUUGGCCCCCAUGCAGUACGCCCCCUCCCGGGAGCGCACCCUCCGUUACCUGCCGUCGAUGGCCGUCGAGGUCAUCUUACUAGCCCCGAUAGUCGACGUGCUGGCGCUUGCCGCCCGGGGGAAGCGCCUCGAGCUGAAACCAAAACAAGCGGCCCCGCCAGGCAUCGCCGCCGGAUUCUGCCGGACCGUGGGCAUAGCCGCCAGCAUCCUGUCCAUCAGGCACCUGGGCUACACGCUCGCGUACCCCAUCCUGCAAUCCUCCACGUUCGUAGCGGGGCUGUGGGGCAUCUUGGUUUUCCACGAGAUGAAAGACCCCGAGUCGCGGAAAAUCUACUGGCUGUCCGGCCUCGUCCUGCUAGCGGGAGUGACCUGUCUUCCUCUCGCAAGAUAG